AAUGAGAGUUCUCUUCUGCAUAGCAUUGCUUUUAGUUGUAAAAGGGGCAGUGAUAGUCACAUGCCCAUCAAAUGGAUAUGGUUGUGUCACAUACGGAGCCAAUGUAGCUAAAUAAGCGACAAGGACAAAUUCAUUGUGCAGAAAUGGUAUUCUAUAUUAUGAUCAUUAUAGGGUAUUAUUGGAACAACCAAGCAUGCAUGCCAUGCAAAAACGCUGACGCAGUAGUGGGUGGUUAUUAUACUUGCAGUGCUUAUUAUGAGGCAACUUCUUUGACAUGUACUACUGGUUAUACAUUAAUUAAUGGGUAUUGCAGCAAAAUUUAUUUUAAGUGUUUGUGUUCUCAUACCAAUCGGUUGUACUACUUAUGGUUUAAACUAAAACUAAGAUGCUUAUGUAUGCACAGCAUGCAGCUCCGAUUACACACUUAAAGGAGGUGUUUGUAUCAAUAAUAGAUAUUGUUCAUCAUGGGAUGACAAUGCAGUUUGCACAACCUGUUAGACUGGAUACUUUUUAAAUUGGGACUUGAAAUUCACAUCAACAACCUCAGGCUCCAACAAUUAAAAUGAUUGGAUCACAACUUGGUAAACAUACUACAAAUUCCCUGGAGAAUCAUUUUGCAGUGUCUGCUCUUAGACAAUGUCCAAUUGUAAAUCAUGUAAUUCAGCGUAAUUAUAUAUAUCGAUAUAUUUUAGUUAUACUUGUUCAUAAUGUAAUGAUGGUUAUUAUUGGUAAUAAUCAACAAGCAGUACCCCAUUGACAUCCUCUAAUGCAUAGUUUGCAGGUGCCUGUGUCAGUUGUCUCACAAGUGGAUAUUGUGCUGCUUGUCAAGGCUCAAAUUGUACUCAAUGCAAAACUGGUUAUUAUCCUACUAAAGAUACAACCAACACUAUCAUUUUAUCUUGUAAUGUAUGUCCAACUGGAUGUUCAUCAUGUACUUCAUCAACAUAAUGCACUGAUUGCUCUACCUCAUACUACAAAUAUACAGAUAACUUAUGUUAUCCUCUCAAUAAGUGUGCUUCUAUCAACACCUAAUUAACAACUUCUGGAGCAAAUCCAAAGUGUUCUUCUUGUAUAGCUGGAUAUGCCUUAGACCCAAGUGGAUCAGGUAUUUGUUAUUAAUGUGGAAACUGUGAUAGUUGCACAGUUCCAUCUGGAUAAUAAACAGCUGGUUUAUAAACAUCAUGUACUACUUGUUGGGACACGUAUAAUAUUAUCAAUAUACUUUAGAUACUAUGGCGUAAAGGAUUCAAAUGGUAUAGUUACUUGUAAAUCAUGCACACAAGCAUCAGAUUCAUUUUUGAGAUGUCAAGGACCAGUUGAAAAUUCAUCCCUUACUGGUGUUGUACCAACUCAAUGCUAAGAUGGAUAUUAUUUGUAUACUCUACCUGCCUAAGGUACUACUUAAGCUUAAACUAUUUGUGUUCCAUCAACUCAAAAUUUACAAUGUGUAACCAUUGUAGCAACUAGUGCCACUCAAUAUACAUGUGCAACAUGUACUUCAUAAAGUAAAUUAUAUAACAACGCAAAUUGUUUGGUUUGCAAUCCAACCCUAACUUCCUCAUUACCUCAAGGAUGUACAGCUUGUUCUGGAUCACCAAGCAAUUCAAUAACUUGCAGUGCUUGUGCAGUCAACUAUUUUUACUCCACUGGUACUACCACAACAUGUUCUGCUUGUGAUUAGAAUUGUAUUUAAUGUGCAUCAGGUCCAACUUGUACUAAGUGUGCAAUAACUUACUAUGUAUCUGGUGGUGAAUGCACACAAUGUGGAGUUGCAAAUUGUGCUACUUGUACUUCUCAAAGUCCUAAUACAUGCCAAGUGUGUUUAGAUGGAUAUUUCUUAUCCAGCAUCAACACAGGCACAGGAUCCACUUCAUAUUGUUUGAAGUGCCCAACUGAAUGUGCAACUUGUGCUGCUCCAGGUUAAGUUUGUAUUUCUUGUGUCUCUGGUUAUGUACUCUCAAAUGGAGGCUGCGUUUCUUUAAGUUAGGCAAAUUGUGCUGAAGGAUAUACUACUUCAACAUUGAGUAAUGAAUAGAACCCAACCACCCAAAAUGGAUGUGCUAUAUGUAAAUAUGGAUUUUACAACUUUGAAAAAAGAUGUCUCCAAUCUGUCCAACCAUAUGCAGGAGUACUAUAUAUUAAUUACUAUUUCUUAGUCUGUUUAUGUCGCAAAAAAUAUCGGCAUUGGUUCAAACCCAGGAACAUCUUCUUACCAGACCAUCAUGUAUUCAAUAUUCUUGGUCAUCAUGUUGCUUGGAUAUUGAUUUAUUAAUAUAA
Molecule: messenger RNA, 2277 nt
Organism: Paramecium octaurelia
Lineage: Eukaryota; Ciliophora; Oligohymenophorea; Peniculida; Parameciidae
Source: the annotation of a GenBank genome assembly